Molecule: messenger RNA, 1239 nt
Organism: Limulus polyphemus (Atlantic horseshoe crab)
Lineage: Eukaryota; Metazoa; Arthropoda; Merostomata; Xiphosura; Limulidae
Product: disks large-associated protein 5-like
Exons: 6
Coding region: 152-1162 (336 amino acids)
Source: RefSeq, a predicted model, not a curated record
UGUCCCGUGGUUAACAAAGUAGGUCUCUUGUAUGACAUGAAUUUAUAUUCAAAUUCUAUUUUCUUUUCUGUAACCUGGCAUUUUGACAGACAAAUCGUGUUGUAAACCUUUUGGGAAAAGUUUUUAUUUCACAUUUUAAAAUUAUAUCACUAUGUUGUCUUUGUAUAAAAAACGAUCCAUAAAUUUUAGCAGUGAUAUUGAUAGCCGAGUUCUACGGGCUCAUCGCCGAACCCUUGACAGGAAAGAUAUUCGGCAUGAACAGUUAUCACGACGAAGGAAUAUCAAUAGUAGUAACAGUACUACAAGUUUUGAAGUGGAGCCACUUGCUGAAUUUCACAAACCGAAAAAGAGUGAUGGGCCAAAGAACCAAUCCAACAGUGAACCUGCGGGUCAAGAAACGAACAAAGCCACGAAUAGACGUGAAAUGCUGAAGAAAUGGAAGGCUGAACGGGAGUUGAAAAAAAAGAUGGAAAUGCAUAAACACAAGCCAGUGUUUAGAGUUGGCCAUGUAGACCACGAUACUCCUAGAUAUUUGGUGUCUUCCUCUUCAGAAGUUCUAAAAAAGGAGAAUGCAAAUACUUCCAAGACGUGGAAUUUAAAAACUUCAGCAAAAAACAGCUCCCAGUCUGCUAACCUGACACAGACCAAACCUUCACAACAGACAACAAAUCUUCGGACUCGAACUACUGGAACGUCUGUUAAGUCCACUCAACCUUCCCACACAAAGCCAAUCUCCACAACAAGAAAGGUGGUGGCUGCAAAACAAGCAGAAACAAGGGCUCACUUCCCUCUCCUGAGUGGUCCAAUAACUAGAUCCAAAGCAGGUCAUCUGAAAACUCAGAAAUCUGAAGAGACGAGAACUCGAGAAACAGGCCAGUCUUCUAGUGGUAAAAUUGGAAAUAAAGGUCCGAAGAAAGACUGUGUGAUUUACCAGCUGGGCCUUCUCCGUUGCCAGAGACACCAUUUCCAGCAGACAUCAGCUGCAUUAAGAAGCCACCAAAAAAAGCUUCCUUUGCACCUAAGGAAUUCAGCUUUACAGCUCCGAACAAUCUUGUUACCUUCAAUUUUAAUCCAGUUAGUCCUGCUGUGGGAGUGUCAUUUCUUUGUCCACCAGAGGGCUUGUUCAGUAACAUUUCAAGAAGAGCCUCGUCUACUCCGAUAAAAGGUGAUUCCCCACUGUUGAAAGAGCCGUUACUUGAGAUGAUUCCCUCUGAAACUACGUCUGGUUGGUAACUUCAU